Molecule: messenger RNA, 3185 nt
Organism: Maylandia zebra (zebra mbuna)
Lineage: Eukaryota; Metazoa; Chordata; Actinopteri; Cichliformes; Cichlidae
Gene: nfkb1
Product: nuclear factor of kappa light polypeptide gene enhancer in B-cells 1
Biological process (GO): signal transduction; regulation of DNA-templated transcription
Cellular component (GO): NF-kappaB p50/p65 complex; cytoplasm
Molecular function (GO): DNA-binding transcription factor activity, RNA polymerase II-specific; protein binding; RNA polymerase II cis-regulatory region sequence-specific DNA binding
Source: RefSeq, a predicted model, not a curated record
UCAAGUCAACUUUAUUUCAACUGACAAUCGUCAGUCAGUGUCACCUGCGGGACUGCUGUCGCUCCCUCUGGAUUAUAAUCCCACUCGGAUUAAAAUUGUUCAUUAAAGUUGUUAAAGUGUAAUGACGCGCCCGUCUCGCGUCAUGACGUACUCCGGGUAAAGUGGAUGGAUCGGUAGCUCAGCAUGGCGCAGUGAUGUGCACAAGUGAAGCGAACUGAGGAGGACUGUCACUCAAAGGGAACUCUUCACCUGACCGACCGAAACAGACGCCACCAUGGCCGGAGACGACCACUACCUACACACUCCCAACCAGAUGUUUGAUAACAUCAUGAUAGACCCGUCAUGGGAGUUUCCACAUUUUGCGAUGCCUCAGACGUCUCUGCGGACAGGUGAGAGUCCUGCAGUGGACGGACCGUUCCUGCAGAUCGUGGAGCAGCCCAAACAGCGCGGCUUCAGGUUCAGGUACGGCUGCGAGGGGCCGUCUCACGGCGGUCUGCCAGGGGCCACCAGCGAGAAGAACAGGAAGACCUACCCCACCGUCAAGAUCUGUAACUACCAGGGUCAGGCCCGGGUGGUGGUCCAGCUGGUGACGGCGCUGACCCCCGUCCCUCACCUGCACGCUCACAGUCUGGUGGGAAAACAGUGCGAUAAAGGAAUCUGCAUUGCUGACCUGCAGUCCAAAGACUCCACCAUCAGCUUCCCGAACCUGGGGAUCCUCCACGUGACGAAGAAGAACGUGGCAAAGACUCUGGAGGAGCGGAUGAUCGAGGCCUUCAAGCUGGGAUACAACUGCGGGGUCUCCAUCCACCCCGACAUCGACAGUGUUCAGGGGGAGGUCAGAGUCCCUCGAGAAAUCACAGAGCACCACCUCAGUGUGAUCAGAAAUGCUGCCUCUUCUCAGGCCAAAGAGAUGGACCUCAGCGUGGUUCGGCUCAUGUUCACGGCGUUCCUCCCCGACAGCGACGGCGGCUUCUCCAGGCGGCUCGAGCCCGUGGUGUCCGAGCCGAUCUACGACAGCAAGGCUCCGAACGCCUCCAACCUGAAGAUCGUGAGGAUGGAUCGGACCGCCGGCUGCGUGACCGGAGGAGAGGAGGUCUACCUGCUCUGCGACAAAGUCCAGAAAGAUGACAUCCAGGUUCGGUUCUAUGAGGAGGAUGACUCGGGUCUCACCUGGGAGGCUCUGGGAGACUUCUCCCCCACAGACGUCCACAGACAGUUCGCCAUUGUAUUUAAGACGCCGAAGUAUCGAGACCAGAACCUGCAGAAACCGACGUCUGUGUUCGUCCAGCUGAAGAGGAAGUCCGACAACGAGACCAGCGAGCCUAAACCCUUCACCUACCACCCCCAGAUCUUAGACAAAGAGGAGGUGCAGAGGAAGAGGCAGAAGACUUUACCCAACUUCCAGGACUUCAGUGGUCAUGGAGGAGGAGGUCUAUACAGAGGAGGAGGAGGUCCGGCUGCUGGAGGAGGACCUGGAUCCACAGGAUACCCAGGAUACCAGGGCUUCACUACCUACAACUAUGGAGGAGGAGGUGGAGGAGGAGGAGGUUUCUCCACAGGGUACUCAGCGGGUCUGGGAGGAGGUGGAGGAGGGAUAAAACACGCCUCUCAGAGCGGCGCCGCAGACAACGACGGUGACGACAACGACCCGGACGACGACUCGCCAUCAGGAGCCGUGCUGCGAGCUCUAGCCCGGCCCGAACCCGUGGAGGUCAGCGAGAGGAGCGAGGAGGGAGGGGUCAGUGUGGAGCCUGAAGCAGAGAGAGAGUUCGACGCCAAGGAGCAGCUGGAUCAGGUGAUCAGCAGACUGCUGGAGGCCAUCUUUCAGUACUCGGUUACGGCUGACUCGGCGUACCUGCUGGCUCCACAGCGCUCCCUGAUGGCCGCGCAGGAUGUAAACGGAGACACCGGGCUCCAUUUGGCUGUUCUCCACAACCAGCAGGAGGCGCUGAAGAGUCUGACGCAGGUGGUGUCUGCCCUGCCCGGAGAGGAGGUGCUCAACAUGAGGAACCGCCUGUACCAGACUCCUUUGCACCUGGCCGUUAUCACGCAGCAGAAGGAGGCAGUGGAAGCGCUGCUGCUGGCUGGCGCCGACCCGACGCUGACGGAUCGUCACGGCAACACAGUGCUGCACCUGGCAGCUCAGCAUGAGGGAGAAGGAAUGAUCCAGUUUUUACUGCAACACAGAGAGCUGAGAGAGCUGCUGGACCAAACCAACACAGCAGGUCUGUGUGCGAUCCACCUGGCGGUUCUGGCCAACCAGCUGUUUUCUCUCAGGGAGCUGCUGGAGGGCGGGGCCAACGCAGAGGUCCAGGAACGCAGCUGUGGCCGAACGGCCCUCCAUCUCGCCACAGAGACUGACAACGUAUCGCUGGCGGGCUGCCUGCUGCUGGAGGGAAACGCCAAGGUGGACUGCUGCACUUUUAAUGGCUCCACCCCCCUCCACAUCGCUGCGGGUCGAGGCUCUGUCAAGCUCACGGCUCUCCUCAUGGCUGCAGGUGCAGACCCACAGAAGGAGAACUUUGAGCCACUGUUCUUCAGGGAGGAGGAUGAGGAGGAGAGCUGUGAAAAGGAGAGCGAGGAGGAGGAAGAUGAAGGUUACAUCCCAGGGACAACUCCCUUCAACAUGGCUGCCACCCCUCAGGUUUGGGAUCUUCUGAACGGCAAAGAAUACAAACCAAAAACACCUCAAACGGCCUUCGUCCCUCCUCAAGGCGACCUGGCGAGCCUGGACACAGAGGUGAAGCAGGCGCUGUGUGGCACUCUGGAGAGUGAAGGAUGCUGGGAGAAUCUGGCUCACAGUCUGGGUCUCGGGAUCCUUAACACGGCCUUCAGGCUGAGCCCCUCCCCCGCUAAAACCCUGCUGGACAGCUACGAGGUUUCCGGUGGAACGAUCAGGGAGCUGCUGGCUGCUCUGAGGUCAGUCGGCGAGUGCAGAGCACUGAGCGUCCUGGAGGAGGCGCUGCACGAGAGCGAGGAAGCGCCGGCCACCAGCGCAAUGAGUGGCGAGCUUCUGUGCGCUCGGGUUCAGGAACUGAAAGUGGACACUCGAAUCGACAGCGGGGUCUGCGACAGUGGGGUGGAGCUUUCCACGGCGUAAUGAUCUGAUCGGUCCACCUCCAGCUGAGUCCAUCCAUCCACCCGUCGUCCCUCGACUCGCUCUGGACCGAGUGCGACGCUCGUCC